GUUAUGUAGUGUACGUAGUAUUGGUCUAGGCAUUUGUGUUUACUGUGCACCUGUGUGUAUAAGCGAUUCAGUCUUUACUUUUCAGACUCUGUAGUUAUUUUCACGUAUAUGAAGAUGGUAUUCAGCUGCGUCACUGCCUCAUUUGCUCUUCUGUCUGUCUUCCGCGAGGGAAUGAGUUGGCUUCUUCAAGGAGUUUCUGUAGUCCUAGUGGCAAUGGUCUUAGGGUCCAGAGUCUUCGUGUGUGCGUCUCUGUUUUCCCUCGAUGGUCCCUUGCGCUACAUGGGCUUCCUUCCUCUGGUUCUCAGUUUCCUCCUCGCAUGGGUCACCGACUACGUGUUCAGGAGGGAAGAAGUGUCUCCCCUCAGAGCUUAUAUAAAAGCUACCCUUCUGCCUCCUGAGGACAAGGCUGGCGGCAUGGCCUCCCUGGUGUACUGUGCUUUUGGGUUAGUCUUCUGGCUGCUCACUCUGUCUCGGCCCUUGAGUGUUCUUGUGUUUGUGGGCGUGACCGUCAUUCACUUCCUUGGAGGAAUUGGGUGGAAGAUACUAACACAAUACGGACAUAAGUUUCCAAGGGUAAGGGGAAGAAAUGUUCCUGCCUGACGUAAU
Molecule: messenger RNA, 606 nt
Organism: Penaeus chinensis
Lineage: Eukaryota; Metazoa; Arthropoda; Malacostraca; Decapoda; Penaeidae
Exons: 2
Coding region: 109-600 (163 amino acids)
Source: RefSeq, a predicted model, not a curated record